AUCUGACACGAUCGACGACGAUGAGUUCGAGGAGUGGAAGCCGAGAGGACCACCGAAGCUGAACGUUGCUGGUCCCAAGACGGGCGUAAAGUUGCGUUGAGACCCUGGGGGGAAACGCUGUCUGCGAUGUAUGAAGCCACGGCAGGUCGUACGGCUGUAAGCAAGAGCGUCAAUCGUAAAGUCUGUUCACGUGCUUCCGGUCACCACCGAGCUUCAAGUUGUUGUAACAAUCAAGGGGCUAGCACACGAGAGCUUGGAAGGCCGUUUGUAAGGUAGUACCUGUUACGAGCAUACAGAGAGUGAUGAUGGCCGUUCACCGUUAGCUUGAAGUGGGCGUCCAGUGCUAAUUGUUAUCCGGUGUCCAUGUCCAGAACCUCGCACUCUCCGAGGUGAGGAGCUUCACCAACGCGUAAGCGCAGAGUCGGAUGUGUUUCAUCAAACAUGCUGUCCAGAUUGUCUAUUGGAAACAGUGUCAGUGGAUGUCUUGGACGCCAUUUCUUGACGACGACUAUUGUACGUCCUGCCGAGCGCGAAAGUCAGUGUUACCAUCACUUAUCAUCGCGGACAUUGGCUCUGAGCGGUCACGGACUCGCAAGCAGCAGUCCCGCAUAAAAACAGCUCCUGUCCGGAAGACUUUGAGCACCCGAGCACCCACCACUAUCAACACCCCUACUCAACGCCCACAGCACACAUCGUGGUCCAUGCUUUACCUUGACGCCAUGACGAGCACAGGCUCCGGCGUCGAGAUGGGCUUCCCUCAGGCGAGCCAUCGCUUGAACGUCGCACCGCCUUUCUAUUUUUGCACCCUCCCAAAGUCGGGCCUGAAGCUCGUCUUCUGCGACAAGCCCCGAUCUUCCGACGGAUACACGAACGUCAUCCGGGUCAUGGAGGAUUUCGUUCAUCACCAGCUGAGGCAGAAGAAGGCGAAGAAGUUCAAUAUCUCUGCCUUGAUACUUUCCGAGAUCGCGCACGUCUCCGAGGAACCCUUGGAACCCACUCACAUGCUCGUAAGAGUGGUGCUGGCGGGAGAGACGAGCAUCCCCAGAGGACUUGCUGGGCACGUGUACCUCGUCGGCUGGGUACCGAAGGCGCACUACGACACGGCGACAGUAGAUUGGAAAGCGUUGGACGACCUGGCGGAGCACGAGAUCUGGGCCAUGCGCGAGGCGCAGGUACUGCGUAUGGACACGAUCGGGGAAGUUAUAUCGGCAACAUAAGGUUCGAGAUGCGGGAUGGACUUAACCGAUUGUUGUAGUGAGGCUAUGAUGUACUACUGUUUCUGAGCGAUUGGUGGUACGGGUUGAACAUAGAAUACAGCUGGAACUAGUGCUCCCUUUAGAGACGCUCCGCUGUGUUUGAACAUACUCGACCUAGCUAUAGCAAUACUCGAAUGCUUUGCGUUGGGAAAUCUUGACGUGAAAGUCCAGGUUUAUAAGGGUUGGCGCGAUGCAGUGCAGGGUAGAAAUGCGUCAGGUUUCAAUUUGGUCGCAGUUAUGUGCCCGAGACGAGCUGCCCAGCACACAAUGGUUGCCAUUUGCCAGAUCUCUACUUAUCGAAAAUGGACAGAAGGGUGUUCAAGUUCAAG
This is a messenger RNA of Fomitopsis serialis, 1585 nucleotides long. RefSeq lists its product as uncharacterized. The record is from RefSeq and is a predicted model, not a curated record. The transcript has 5 exons. Lineage: Eukaryota; Fungi; Basidiomycota; Agaricomycetes; Polyporales; Fomitopsidaceae. Bases 426 to 1217 code for a protein of 263 amino acids.